This is a messenger RNA of Amphiprion ocellaris (clown anemonefish), 2671 nucleotides long. RefSeq names its product prostaglandin E synthase 2-like (gene ptgesl). The transcript is spliced from 7 exons. Gene Ontology annotation, cellular component: mitochondrion. The record is from RefSeq and is a predicted model, not a curated record. The coding region runs from base 32 to 1177 and encodes 381 amino acids. Lineage: Eukaryota; Metazoa; Chordata; Actinopteri; Pomacentridae. Gene Ontology annotation, molecular function: prostaglandin-E synthase activity.
GCGGUGCAUUGUGGGACUUUAUGUAACCAGCAUGGCGGCCUCCUGCGGCAGAUCUCUAGGUAAGGUCGGCCGGUCCUUUGUGGACUCUGCGGCGGUGCUCCGCUCCGGUUCCGGCUCCUUCCUACGGGGCACCGCGGCGGCCCGGAGCUCCGGGAGGUGCUACGGCUCCGGCGGGCCGGGAGUCCGGGCGGCGGCGCUCUCUGUGCGGGCAGCAGCAGGACGCAGGGCGCUGAGCUGCGCCUUCCUGCUGGGGGGAGGUCUGGGUCUGUACCAGGCGGUCCGGGGGUCCCUGAAGCAGCAGCACCUGGCCCAGGAGCAGAACCAGGUUUCUGCCGGCAGUCUGAAGCUGAUCCUGUAUCAGUAUAAAACCUGUCCGUUCUGCAGCAAAGUCCGGGCCUUUCUGGACUACUACGGGCUUCCGUACGACAUCGUGGAGGUGAACCCGGUGAUGAGGCAGGAGAUCAAGUGGUCGCUUUACAGAAAGGUUCCCAUCCUGAUGGUGGACGGAGACGUGCAACUGAACGACUCGUCGGUCAUCAUCAGCUCCCUCAAGACUUUUUUAAUCAACAAGGAGAAGAGUGUGUCGGACAUCAUCCACUGCUACCCAGAGAUGAAGUCUGUGAACGACCGAGGCAAGGAGGUGACGGAAUACACCAACAAAUACUGGCUGAUGCUGAGCGAAGCGCAGACCGCCUCCGUUUACCCCGAGAAAGGGAUGCAGAAAGAGGAGAUGAAGUGGCGUCAGUGGGCCGAUGAUUGGCUCGUCCACCUCAUAUCUCCCAACGUUUACCGGACCACCGGCGAGGCCUUGGCCUCCUUCGACUACAUCGUCCGUGAGGGGAAGUUCGGGACAUUGGAGGGCUUCUUUGCUAAAUACGUCGGCGCUGCAGCCAUGUUUGUCAUCUCCAAACGGCUCAAGAGUCGACACAACCUGCAGGACGACGUCAGGGAGGAUCUCUACAAAGCCGUGAACGACUGGGUGGCCGCCAUCGGAAAGAAGAGGAAGUUCAUGGGAGGAGAUCAGCCCAACCUGGCCGACCUGGCCGUGUUCGGCGUCCUGCGGGUCAUGGAGGGUCUGCAGGCGUUCGACGACAUGAUGGCCAACACCAAAGUCAAGUCGUGGUACAGACGCAUGGAGAGAGCGACGCUCAACCACGAGGGGCGGAGCCAACAGUAGAACCUCCAGAGAACCUCCAGGGAACCUUCAGGGAACAGCUGGACCUGCUGAGGCGUCGCUGCUGCACGAAACGCCAGAAUUUGAUGGGUUUGUAGCCGCAGACGUGACGUAGAAACGAGAAGAAACUGUUUUACUGAGCUGCUGUUUGGAGAAAACCUGACCUCUGCUGGUCGCCCUCGGCAACAACAACACACUGCAUCCUUUUCUGUUCAUUUAAGGCGAUUUAUCCAGAAAAAAUGGUAAAAGUUUGCUUUUAUUUAGUGCUUUUAGCAGAUUAAAGCACUAAAAAAGGUGUUUGUUUUUCACGCUUUCACACACUGAAGUCUGCAAAUUGUUACUGCAACGAUCCGAACUUGUUUGAUUUACUUUCUGUUUUUAGAGCGUUAACACCUCACUGUUUUGGUCAGACAACCUAAAAAUGAACAAAAAUAAAUGCAAAUUGAAUGAAAACUGAGAAAAAACCACGUCUGAGAUGCGUUAAUUUACCUCUACUGUAUGCAAAACGACCACGAAGAGAUUAAAAAUGACCCAAAACCAAGUAAAAACCAAGUAAAACCAAUAAAAAACGGAUGCAAAGUAACUAUAAAGCAGCAGAUCCUCAUCGAUCUAUUCACACACUGAAGUCUGCAAAUGUUUUAUGCAUCUGGUCAACCAGUUUUUUCACAUAUUACAGAUUUUUUUUCCUGUUUUUGAGGAUGGGAAAACCACAUUUAUUUUGCCUUAUAUUAGCCAGACGACCUGUAGUGUGUGCUCAUAAAAUGACCACAAAUAAAUGCAAAUCUGUGAAAACUGAAAUAAAACCCACCUUGAAAACACACGACCAUUACUUGAUGCCAAAUGACCAUAAAGAGAUUAAAACUGAUGCAAAGUUGAUGCAAAACCAAUUAAAAGCAGGUAAACUGCAGCUACAACACACAAAAGCACGACUUCAACAUAGAAAAUAGAUGCAAAUUCAAUGAAACUAAGACAAAAAUACUUCAAAGAAAGAAAAAGCAUCACUACUAGACACAAAAUGACCAUAAAAUGAUUAAAACAGACUAAAAGGGAUGCAAAAUGGGAACAAACUGAUGCAAAACCAAACCAAAUAAAAAGCAUCUAAAACUGCAGCAGCAACAUGCAAAAAUGAACAUAAAACUGCAGUCCCAGAGCAAAUCUGUAAUGCAGCUGAACAGUUCAGUGUUUUCUUUUUCAGACUUCCACCUUUAGUUAUUAUUCUGGGAUGUUUUCUCUUCAUUCAGCAGCUUUGUCUGUUUAAAAAAUGGUUCUUUUCUUGUUCUGUAGGAACCUGAGAUCAAUUUAUUGUCUGUAUUUAUUUCAGAUGAUGUUUUUCUUCUUUAGGGUACAAUGAAAUAAAAUACAGUAAGUGGGGAGCUGCUGGUCUGAAUGUUCUUCAUAUGCAAUCUUCCAGCUCCGCAUGGAUUAACUGUAUUAAAACUGACUCAAUGUUCAUAGCUGUAAAAAUGUGAAAUAAUAAAAAAAUGUAAAAAAAGAAAA